This is a messenger RNA of Phycomyces blakesleeanus NRRL 1555(-), 901 nucleotides long. RefSeq lists its product as hypothetical. Gene Ontology annotation, biological process: tRNA wobble uridine modification. The record is from RefSeq and is a predicted model, not a curated record. Gene Ontology annotation, molecular function: S-adenosylmethionine-dependent methyltransferase activity; tRNA binding. Gene Ontology annotation, cellular component: cytoplasm; nucleus. The transcript has 6 exons. Lineage: Eukaryota; Fungi; Mucoromycota; Mucoromycetes; Mucorales; Phycomycetaceae. The coding region runs from base 77 to 811 and encodes 244 amino acids.
CACAUAUACAUAUACAUAUAUAUAUAUAAUUUCUACAUUCAUUUUCUUUUUAUAUAUAUAGAAUAAAUACAUAACAAUGUCAAAACCUCAACCUGUUGCUGUGGAGACACCAAAAGAGAAUGAACAAGAUUAUGAACAGAGCCAUGUCCAUGAAGUGUACGAAGUCAUUGCAACCCAUUUCAGCGAUACCCGUUACAAGCCUUGGCCAGUUGUGGAGAAAUUCUUGACUGAAUUGCCUACCGGAAGUAUUGGUGCCGAUGUUGGCUGUGGAAAUGGUAAAUAUAUUGGUGUGAACCCAAACGUUCUUGUUUUGGGAUCAGAUAGAAGUAGCAACUUGAUCAAAAUUGUAAACGAGCGAGGAUUGGAAGGAAUGGUUGCUGAUGGAUUAACAUUGCCCUAUCGCCCGAAUGCAUUCGAUUUUGCUAUUUCCAUCGCUGUCAUUCAUCAUUUCUCGACUCCUGAACGACGACGCAUGGCAAUCGAGGAACUUUUGCGUAUCGUUCGUCCAGGUGGAAGAAUAUUAGUAUUCGUUUGGGCUUUAGAACAAACCAAGUUCAGUAAACGUAAUUUCGAGGUUGGAACACAAGAUGUAUUUGUUCCCUGGACAUUAUCGACAAAAGAACCGCGGAUAGAGAACUCUGAUAAAAAGGGUACAAAGGCAGAAGUAACUACUACAGUCUACAACAGAUACUAUCAUUUAUUCAAGCAAGGAGAGCUUGAUGAUCUUUUCCGACAGAUUGAUGGGGUGGUGAUUGAAACGACAGGAUACGAUCGUGAUAAUCAUUAUGUGAUUGCUCAGAAACCAGAGUAAUAUAUUAUGUAUAUAUACGUGUGGAAAGAAAUAUCAACAUAUAAAAAAUAAAAAUAAAAACACACCUAUCUCAGGUCUUUGCAUAUAUUC